AUGAAAUUAAUAAAACAGCCAGAUUAUAAAGCAAAUGAGUCAGUUUACUUACCUCAUCAUGCCGUGGUCCGUGAAGAUAAGUCUACCACCAAAACAAGAGUUGUGUUCGAUGCAUCUUGCAAAAAUGAAAACGGUAUAUCAUUAAAUGAUACAUUAUUAGUAGGACCUACGAUACAAGGCGAGUUACGUCACCUUAUUAUGCGCUGGAGAAGCUAUCCCGUAUGUUUAACUGCGGACAUAAUUAAAAUGUAUAGAAUGAUUAAAAUAGCAGAAGAAGAUAAUGAUUAUCAACGAAUUGUAUGGAGAGAGAAUAUAAAUGAUGAAAUAAAAGACUACAAAUUAUUAACUGUCACCUUCGGAACAUCAUCAGCUCCUUUUUCAGUCAGAGCACUUAAUCAGGUGGCUUAUGAUGAAGGAGAAAGGUAUCCUUUGGCUGCAGCACGGGUUGCUAAAGAGUUCUAUAUGGAUGAUUUAAUGACCGGAGGAGAAACAGUACAGGAAUGUUUACAAAUAUAUCAUGAAAUGAAUGAACUAUUAAUGAAAGCUGGAUUUAAAUUACAAAAAUGGAAUAGCAAUAAAGAUGAAAUUAUGGAGGUAAUACAAAAUGAUAAAGAGAGAGAAGGAAGAGAAAAGGAGAUUAGUAAUACAGAUACAAAAAUAGAAAAUAUAGAAAUAAAAACAGAUAAUACUAUUAACAUAUUAGGACUUACCUGGAAUAGAAACCGCGAUGAAUUCCAAUAUUCAGUGAAGUUACCGCCGCUGUCCGCACCUGUAACUAAAAGAAAAAUAUUGUCAGAUGUAGCUAGGUUAUAUGACCCGAUGGGUUGGAUAGCACCUAGUGUAGUAAUAGCUAAAGUAAUGAUACAGAAACUCUGGUUGGCCGGUUUAGAAUGGGAUGAAGAAGCACCUAAAGAGUUAAUAAAAGAAUGGCUUACUUACCGUUCAGAACUGCCACAACUUACUGCAUAUAAAAUUCCCCGAUGGAUGUACACUAAGAAUGAUAAUGUCAGCGUUGAAUUGCAUGGCUUUAGCGAUGCAUCUCAAAUAGCAUACGCAGCUGUGGUAUAUGCUCGAAUUAUAGAUUCGAGUGGAGUAGUACACGUGUCAUUAGUUAGUUCAAGGAGCCGAGUAGCUCCUAUAAACCAAAUUAGUAUACCACGCUUAGAACUCUGCGGUGCAGUAUUGUUAGCAAAAUUACUAGUAGAAGUUGCAGAUAUAUUAGUUGUUCCAAUAACAAACGUAAAGGCAUGGACCGAUUCCACGGUAGUAUUGGCUUGGUUGAGUGCUUCUAAAGAAUUAAAAUGUUUAUUUAAUGUAGAAAAUUCGUCGAUGUCCAAGGAAAUAGCUGAAAUUUUAGCUACAGAUGGUACUUCAUGGAAGUUUAUACCUCCUAGGGCACCUAAUUUUGCUGGUUUAUGGGAGGCAGGGAUCAAGUCCACAAAAUUCCACGUAAAACGCGUGAUUGGGGACGCUACUUUAACAUUUGAGGAAAUGUCUACACUUCUGUGCCAAGUGGAGGCAUGUUUGAAUUCGCGCCCAAUUUCAAUAAUGAGUAAUAAUCUAGAGGAACCAUUACCAUUAACUCCGGGACAUUUUUUAAUAGGAGAACCUCUAGUAAAUGUUCCUUCACCAAAUUAUGAAAACUUAAAUAUUAGUUCAUUAAAAAGAUGGCAAUUGGUCCAAUGA
Molecule: messenger RNA, 1686 nt
Organism: Achroia grisella
Lineage: Eukaryota; Metazoa; Arthropoda; Insecta; Lepidoptera; Pyralidae
Exons: 2
Coding region: 1-1686 (561 amino acids)
Molecular function (GO): nucleic acid binding
Source: RefSeq, a predicted model, not a curated record